AUGGUUAAAACUGACUUUAAACUUCCUUUCUGUCUGACGACUAAAGAUUGGGAAUUACUAGGCAGACAGAUUUGGAUAGCUGCAAAUUCCAACGAUAAAGCAGCAAUACAUGCCAACAUAGCUUGGACUCAUAUCGUAACAAUUCUUGAAAUGCAAGAAAAAGAUUCUGAACCCCAACGAGAAAGCAGCGCAGCUUCCCUCCGUGGUCUAGGAGAGGGUGGGAGAUCGAAAUCGCCGCGGGAAACAGGGGAGGAGGGAGAUCACGAGCGGCAGCCCUGGGCAGGCAUCCCCCUUCAGCCCCCCCCAUCGCGGUCAGCACAUGGCGGAGCCGCGCCCCCGGUCCCUGAUACAGCAGGAGGCUUUGGAACUGGCCAGCCUCAGCCCCCUGCGCAGAUGGGACCCGCAGCGGCAACCCCCAGCCCGGGUUUCACCAUUGGGACAGCCCCUGCCCCCCUCCGGGCCCCUCCGCCGCGGCCGCCGCUGCAGCGAGGGGAGAAGGAGCCGCCCGCAGCCAGCUCCAGCGGGAUCCCUCCCCGCCCCCCUCCCCCUCUCCCUCCGAGAGCAGGCGAAACCAUCCCGCUGCUCCCAAGCCCCGACUUCCCUCAGCCACCACCCCUGACAUGGAAUAUAUAA
Messenger RNA from Pipra filicauda (Wire-tailed manakin), 633 nucleotides. RefSeq names its product basic proline-rich protein-like. The coding region runs from base 1 to 633 and encodes 210 amino acids. The record is from RefSeq and is a predicted model, not a curated record. The transcript has a single exon. Lineage: Eukaryota; Metazoa; Chordata; Aves; Passeriformes; Pipridae.